AUGGAUGAAGAUAGUCGUAUACUUAUUGAUGAUGUUACUUGUUUGUCAAAUGAUGGUUAAAUAGAUGAAACAUAAAUUAAAUAAUACAAAAAAUAAAAGUUAUUGGGAGUUGGUUCUUAUGGAAAGGCUUACCUUGUGACAUCAGAUGAUGAAAAUUAAAUUAACUAUGUUAUGAAAGUCUUACCUUAAUCAGCUUCAGCAAAAUAAGAGGCUUCUAUCUUACAAAAUUUAAGACAUGAAAAUAUUAUCGAAUAUGUUGAAACAUUUAUAGAUAGUAAGAAUAGAUUAUGCUUAAUUAUGGAGUAUGCUAAUAGUAUUUUUAUUAAAAAUAAUAUCAAUAGAUGGGACAUUAGGAUAAUACUUAAAAUCAAGACAAUAAUAAAUACCUGAAACUUAAAUUAUUGAUUUGUUCACAUAAUUAUGUUUAGCUAUUCAAUAUGUACAUUCAUAGAAAAUCAUCCAUAGAGAUAUAAAAGCAGAAAAUGUAUUUUUACAUGAAACCAAAUUGAAAUUAGGGGAUUUUGGAGUAGCAAGAUCUGUUUAAAAAACACUUGCAACAACUUUUAUUGGAACUCCUUAUUACUUAUCCCCUGAAAUCAUACAAAAUUAACCUUAUUCUUAUAAGAGUGACAUUUGGGCUUUAGGCGUAUUACUUUAUGAAAUGUGCACUUUUAAAUAUCCUUUUUAAGCAGAAUCAUUACCUGCUCUUGCUACUAAAAUAGUGAAAGGAAAAAUUUAACCUAUCAGUGCACAAUUCUAUUCAUAAAAUAUGAAAAAUUUAAUAUAAAAUCUAUUAUAAAUUGAUCCUAAUAAGAGACCAAGUAUAGAAUAAAUUUUAUGUAUAAAUUAAUAUUUUAUUUAUUAGAAAAUAUAUUAAUUUAAAAUAGAAUUAAAUAAUUAAAUAUUAAAUAGUAACCCAUAACAAAAACGGCAAAUUCACCAAUUUAAAGUAUUAUAAAUUUUUAAUCUAGACAAAUAGCAACACUAUAUUAUUAUUAAAAAAGAUGAAUAUAAAAAAUAAAAAUAAUUAACAAAAGAUGAGUAAUCUAAGGCUAUUAAAUAAGAUGUAUAAAAAAAAGUAAUUUUUUAUAUAUAUUAGUAGAAAUGUCUUUAAUAGAAGCCUUAAGAAGUGAUUGUUGAAUUGUUUGGUCAAUUGAAAAAAUAAGAGUAAAUUUCAAAGAAUGUGAAAAAAAAAGAUAUUCCUGUUGAAAUCUAUCUGCCUUUUAUGUCACAAAUUGAAUAAAAACAAUAACAGAUAAAUUCUGCUUAAGAGAAAAUGGAAGAAUAAUUAAUCUAAUCGCAAUAAUUAAUAUAAUAAUAAUAAUAGCGAAUUGAUGAUCAAAAUAAUAAUAAAAGUUGUAAAUAUAUAUUAAAAUAAUAAGCUCAAAAAUAAAUUCCACGACUUACUUAUGAAAAAGCUGAAAAAAUAAGAUAAGCUUUAGAGAAAGGAUUCGGAUCAGACUAGUUUUUAAAUAUUUAUAACACAUUUAGAAAUUUAAGAGAAAAAAACUCACUUGAAGAAAUUGCAAAAUAAUAUGGCCCAAACAAUUACAGAGAUUUAAUUCCAAAUAUUUAAUAAGAAUUUAUACCAGAAUUAUUACCAAGUUUAUUUCUCUUACUCGAAUUUGAUUUAGAUGAAUGA
Messenger RNA from Paramecium sonneborni, 1642 nucleotides. Lineage: Eukaryota; Ciliophora; Oligohymenophorea; Peniculida; Parameciidae. The record is from the annotation of a GenBank genome assembly.